UAAAAUGAUUUGAUAUGAAAAAUCGAAAUUUUGAUGAUAUUUAUACGAAAUUCAUAAGCAAACCAGACCGAUAGAAAUGGAAGUUUGAAUUGAUUUUUCCGAAAUUAUCUCACAGUUAAACUCGUGUUGGGUCACCAAUCACCAAUGCCUAUGGAUUCCUCGUACAUAUCUCCUCUUAAACCCUAUAAAUAUUUCUUGAUUUCAAUCUCAAAUUCAUCCAUCACAUUUUACUAAAUAUUUUCAUAUUCGUAAAUAAAGUCAUUCCUUUCCCUUUUACUCUUUAACUUUUUUUUUACAUAAAAAACAAAAAUGGCAAAGAUUGCUUUGGUCAUUGUUUUGAUCUCAAUGAUCGUGCUUGUUUCAAUCCAUUCCGUCGUUGGUGACACCGCCGCAACGUCACCUACAGCAUCAACAGAAUCAAACGCCGCAAAAGCUGAGGCACCAGGUCAUGAGGGACACGAUAAUUCCAAUGAAUCAUGGACCGAUUGGGCUAAGGACAAGAUCAGCGGUAUUGGGGGCAUGUUCGCUUCUUCACCAUCAUCGGAACCAGCAUCGGAACCAGCACCAACACCAGCAAGCUCAUCAGCGGAAACACCCGAAGUCAAGGUUUGAGCUGAACCUGUAGCCACAAGAUUGGUUUAAGAUGGGAUAUCAAAGCCUGGUUCUCAUCCUAUAAUAUAGAGAUUGAUGGGAAAAGCACUAUCCCUAUCACUAUCAGUACUUUUUUUUUAUUUUUUAUUUUUGCGAUCAAACCUUUUUAUGUGGUUUGAACCCAUUGUUAAUAAAAUGUUAUAAUAAUAACAACAAUGCCAAUAUUAUUAUCUUUUCA
Gossypium raimondii (Peruvian cotton) is the source of this 829-nucleotide messenger RNA. RefSeq lists its product as uncharacterized. The record is from RefSeq and is a predicted model, not a curated record. The transcript has 2 exons. NCBI's taxonomy places the organism in Eukaryota, Viridiplantae, Streptophyta, Magnoliopsida, Malvales, Malvaceae. The coding region runs from base 310 to 612 and encodes 100 amino acids.